This is a messenger RNA of Acanthoscelides obtectus, 2688 nucleotides long. NCBI's taxonomy places the organism in Eukaryota, Metazoa, Arthropoda, Insecta, Coleoptera, Chrysomelidae. The record is from the annotation of a GenBank genome assembly.
GUACAACUCCAGUGCUUAUGUAACUCAGUGUACUAUACGUCGUAUAACUAGUUGCCUAUGAGUAAAGUUUGAAUUUGUGAAUUUAGAAGAAGAUAGAAUUAAAAUCCGUGUACAACAAACAAGGAAAGUAGGUAUAUUUUUGUUUUUUAUUUAAUGAAAAUCUGUCAGAAAACCACCAAGAAAAAUGCCGGUUGUUUUUAGUUUAUGUUUAGGUUAACUCCUAACUUCUUAUCAUUUUGUAGACUUCUAAUGUAAUUUUGUUUAGUAUCCCGCCAGCAAUUGUACAGAAAAGUGCCAUAAAUUUUAGAAUUUAACAGUUAUGGGUGGCAAAUAUAGUAAAAUGGAUCCAAUGGAUGUGGAGGUUCCAGAAAUUCAUGCGUUGCUUGAUCGAGAUCACUAUUUAAAACCAUACGAAAAAGAAAUAAGAAGGCGGUAUGCAGUCUUUAAGGACUUCCUUGAGAAUAUUGAUGAGAAUGGUGGUGGUCUGGAUAAAUUCACACUAGGAUACAAAUAUUUUGGGAUAAAUGUUCAGCCAGAUAAUACUAUCAUUUGUCGCGAAUGGGCUCCUGGGGCUAAACAGUUGUAUCUGACUGGAGAAUUCAAUGGUUGGAAUCGUGAUAGUCAUCCUUAUAAAAAGUUGGAAUAUGGCAAAUGGGAACUCAUCCUCCCACCUAAAGGGGAUGGGACACCUGCUAUAAACCACCUAUCAGAAAUUAAGGUAGUGGUAGAAACCUAUGAAGGAUCUAAAGAAGAUAGGUUGUCACCAUAUGCUACAUAUGUGGUAGAGCCACCCAAAGAAGAAGGGACCAUCUAUAAACAAAAACUAUGGAAUCCUCCACAAACUGAGCGUCACAUAUUUAGAAACCCCAAGCCUCGUCGGCCGGAAAGUCUUCGAAUCUACGAGUGUCAUGUUGGUAUCGCCACCUCAGAAUACAGAGUCGGCACAUAUGAUGAAUUCACUGAAAAAAUAUUGCCCCGAAUCGUGAAACAGGGUUAUAAUUGCAUACAACUCAUGGCUAUCAUGGAACAUGCAUACUAUGCUAGCUUUGGAUACCAGGUAAAAACGUAUAGGAUGCAGUAGUCGGAAGGUGAUCAAACCUUAGGCUAGAUGCCAAAAACUCUAUAUUAGCAUUAAGAGGCUUUGAUUUUUUGUUUUUAGGUGACUAGCUUUUAUGCAGCUUCUAGUAGAUAUGGUACCCCAGAACAGUUGAAAAGGCUGAUAGACAAAGCUCACGAGCUUGGUUUGGUAGUAUUAUUAGAUAUGGUGCAUUCUCAUGCUAGUAAAAACGUUAUGGAUGGUCUGAACCGUUUUGAUGGAACUGACGCAUGUUUCUUUCAUUCUGGGCCUAGAGGAGAACAUGCCUUGUGGGACUCGAGACUUUUCAACUACUCAGAAUUUGAGGUUCUUCGAUUUUUGCUCUCGAAUUGUCGGUGGUAUUUAGAAGAGUAUCAGUUUGAUGGUUUUAGAUUUGAUGGUGUUACGUCCAUGCUGUAUCACUCUAGAGGAAUUGGACAGGGUUUUAGUGGACAUUAUGAUGAUUAUUUUGGACUAGGAGUAGACACAGAAGGUGUGGUUUAUUUGAUGUUAGCCAAUCACAUGAUUCAUUCUCUUUACAAAGAUGCAAUAACAAUUGCUGAGGAUGUUUCUGGCAUGCCUGGCAGUUGUAGACCUGUCACUGAAGGUUGUUUAGGAUUUGAUUAUAGGUUAGCUAUGGCUAUUCCAGACAAAUGGAUUGAAUUGCUGAAACAUGUACCUGACGAUAACUGGGAAAUGGGAAAUAUUGUUCAUACUUUGACAAACAGAAGAUGGAUGGAGAAAAAUGUAGCAUAUGCAGAAUCUCACGAUCAAGCUUUAGUUGGAGAUAAAACUGUAGCUUUCUGGUUGAUGGAUAAAGAAAUGUAUACUCAUAUGAGCACUCUGUCUGACCCCUCGCCAAUUAUCGAUAGAGGAAUUGCACUGCACAAACUUAUUCGAUUUAUCACUCAUACCUUAGGCGGGGAGGCAUACCUAAACUUCAUGGGUAACGAAUUUGGUCACCCCGAAUGGUUAGAUUUCCCGCGUGCUGGUAAUAACAGCUCUUAUCACUAUGCGCGUAGACAGUGGAACUUAGUAGAUGACGAUCUGCUAAAAUACAAGUUCUUGAACAACUGGGAUGCUGCCAUGAACAAGACUGAAGCAAAAUACGGAUGGCUAGCUGCCAAUCCAGGUUAUGUCAGUAUGAAACAUGAAGGGGACAAGGUCGUAGCAUUUGAAAGGGCAGGAGUACUAUUUGUCUUCAAUUUCCAUCCUACCAAAAGCUUCACAGAUUACAGAAUCGGAAUUGAGGAUGCGGGAGAUUAUAGAAUUGUAUUAAGUUCUGAUGAUCAACAGUUUGGAGGAUAUAACAGAAUAGAUACUUCAUUGAGUUACAUCACAACACCUGAGGGGUAUUGUGGACGCAGAAAUUAUGUACAGGUAUAUAUCCCUAGCAGAACUGCAGUUGCAAUGGCCAAAGUGGAGACGCUUUAAGAAGAUAACGAAGCAAAUUAUAUAUGAGAAUGAUCUAUUUUACGUUAUACAUUUUUAUGGAAAUUUUUUAUAGUUUACACGUAAUGUCUUGUUUAUUUUUAUUGGUACACAAGUGUUGAAAUUAUAUAUUGUGAAAUUUAUAUAUAUAUUUAGAAUUUGUUGUACUAUAUUAUCUAUUG